Molecule: messenger RNA, 3029 nt
Organism: Mobula hypostoma (lesser devil ray)
Lineage: Eukaryota; Metazoa; Chordata; Chondrichthyes; Myliobatiformes; Myliobatidae
Product: transforming growth factor beta activator LRRC33-like
Exons: 3
Coding region: 248-2305 (685 amino acids)
Cellular component (GO): extracellular matrix
Molecular function (GO): protein binding
Source: RefSeq, a predicted model, not a curated record
AUGGGCUGCGAAUCCCGUCAGGCAGCACUGAGGGCUGCAGUAGACGUGCGCGGAUACCCGCAGCCACACCGCACUCCCCGCAGCUUCGCCGCUCCGCUCGGUAAGUCUCCACUACCACCGGCGCAGCAGCAGUGCUGACAGUACACGCCGGGCUGCCUUAAAGGAACCGCGCAAUCACAGCUGGGACCUUAAAGUUAAUGGACAGCAGCGACUGUGCACUCUCCCCGUACACCCCAAAGGUGUAAUCAUGAAAAUAGACUGUACAGGCCUGUCCCUUUCCUUCAUUCUCUCAGCACUGAUGCUGCUCGACAGAAGAAGCCACACAGAAGCCAGUUUGGAGAGUUGCAAAAUGGUUGGAACAGUAGCACUCUGCCAAGGAGAGAGCCUGGAUCGUGUGCCGGUGAAUCUGUCCAUCAGAACGGAAGUACUCUUUCUUAAUGAAAAUGUCAUCAGAGCAAUUAGUAACGAAUCACUUUCUGUGUACAAACGCCUGCACAUGCUGAACUUGAGUGGAAAUCAGAUUGAGGUUAUUGAGCCUGGUGCCUUCGGCUACAACAAGAACCUGGAAGAUUUAAAUCUAAAGAAAAAUCGUAUUGAUCUAACUUAUUCAAAGACUCACUUGGCACUAAGGACUCUGUCAGCUCUAAAAAGUUUGGAUUUAUCUGAGAACAGACUAAAUGAAGAUAUGACAAGUUAUAUCGUGCAGAAUUUGACCACUCUAGAAUAUUUAUCCUUGGCCAGAAAUGUCAUCAUGAGGUUGGAGCCUGGCAACCUUGAAGGUCUUGUCCAUCUUCGAGAACUGAACUUGGAAUACAAUUAUAUCUAUGAAAUUGAAAGCGGGACAUUUGAAGGUUUGCAAAGAUUAACCAAGUUGAACCUCGCUCAUAAUCAUAUUCCUUGCAUUGUGGAUUUCAGUUUGUCUCAAGUAAAAACAUUAAAUGUCAGUCACAAUGCUAUUGAACUGUUUUUAACCAGAGAAAAUGAGAUUGAAUUUCAGUUAGAAACAUUAGAUCUGUCUCAUAAUAAACUACUGUUUUUCCCACUUUUACCAAAAUGCAAUAAACUUAAGUCACUGUUGCUUGCAGACAACGAAAUGAGUUUUUAUGAUGAUCUGAUGAAUGACUCAUCUACUGAAGUCCAAUUCAUCCAAAUUGUUGGAAAUGUAACCAACAUUACCACUGUGAAUCUUUGGGAUGAGAUGGUUUCUGUAAGCUUGCCAGACUUGGAGGUUCUGGAUAUGAACAGGAAUUCAUUUCGAUAUCUUCCCCAGGGAUUCCUGCAGGGAAUGAGAACAUUAUCUUCUCUACAGCUCAGCCAGAACUGCUUGAAGACAUUCUCUCUAACGGAGGAUGACCCUCUUUUCUUUCUUCAGUUGCUGGAUCUCAGUCAAAACCGAUUAUCAAGUCUAAAUUUCAGUGUUAACAGGCUGGAGAAGUUGAAUUACUUUAACAUCAGUUUCAACAAGUUGGAAUCAGUGCUACCUGAUCUGUUUACUAAGAUGCCACAGCUUACAACACUGGACCUCAGUCACAACAGUAUCUCUGUUUGUCCCUAUCCUUUGAAGAAUGAGAAGACUUUAAACGGGGAUUGCGUUGGGCUGGCAAAUAUUAAGUCAUUGAAACGCCUCUAUCUUGCCGGUUGUGCACUCGUCACAGUACCAGACAGUGCCUUUGUUGGCUCACCAUUAACACAUCUAGAUCUAUCAUCCAACACUGGGAUCAGAUUGCAGGCAAGUUCUUUUCAAGAUGUGUCCAAAUCAUUGAAAUUCCUAUUCCUCAGGAACAAUGGGUUAAAUUCCAACCAGUUAGAUAUCAGCCUACGAGUGGCUUUCGGGCACUUAAGUCACUUGGACAUAUCUGGAAAUGGUUUAACAAAUCUUCAUCCUGCAUUGAAAAGCCUUCCCCUGAAAUGGUUGGACUUGCGUAAUAACCACUUGCCUACUCUUCAGCAAGAUGUACUGAAGAGUCUUCUGCACAGCCUUGAGAGUGUACUCCUGAGUAAUAAUACUUUUGACUGUUGCCAGCUGAACUGGUGGGCCACCUUGAUCAACACCAAGUCACUAAUUAUUCUUGAUAGAUCCAAAAUCACUUGCAAUAACUCUAUCAGACUGGAUGACCCAGGCCAAAUUUCCCAUUUCACUAAAAUUCACUGCCGAAUUGAUAACACUGUUUUAAAAUAUUUUCUGCUGUUGCUGCCAAUGGUUGUGUUCAUUCUAACUGUAACUGUGAUGGUUUUCCUCUCUUUAAAUUCCAAGGUAUUGCCUAAAUAUGUGAAAGCCAAAUGCAAAAUGGGAACUGAGUAUUAGAAUUCUCUUCAGUCAGCACUUGUUGACUCCUGGUUCUUGAAACACACUGGUGGCUGGUGUGGCUCCUACCUCUAAGCGGCAAUGUUUACAAGGCUGGGUGUACGGCAAACUGUCUCACAUCCAGGCACUAAUAAUGAAGACAGCCAGCUGCUCUCUAUCAGUAUACUGGCUGAGCUCUCGGAGAUACCCGAUGGGAGCUUGCUGUGAAUAAUGCAUGCACUACCGACAGAAACUGGAUGUAUGUGAUGAACUUGCACAAAAUCUUUGCAUAAUAUUUAUAAUAGUUAUUCAGAUAUGUGUUUUACUCUACAGGAUAGGUAAAUGUAAAAAAAAAAGCAUUAUACACAAUGAAUAUUUUUGCAAAAUAAGAAUGAAAUUUCAAAGCAAAAGAUACAUUGAACUUGGAGUGGUAUUUUAUAAUCAGAGUUGUACAGUGUACAGAUUGGUCCCUCGGCCCAUCACCAUUACACCCAUCUCUGGGCCGUAGACUUCUGUGCCUUGGUGAAUCAAAUCUUGUCUGGUUGCUUAAGUGAUGUGAGAAUGCCAGCCUCCUUCACAUUCUUCAAGGCUCAAGAUUCAAGAUUGUGUAUUGUCAUUCUUCAGUAAAAGAGUGUAAAAAAAGAAUGAUGUGAUUGUUACUCUGGAUCCAAUAUAGUAUAAAAAACACAAUAAGCAUAAAGAACACAAUCAAAAAUCAAAAUACCCUCAAUAAAUAUAAAUAUCA